AUGUUACCUGUUUUUAACAGAAUUCAUACAGUAGAAAACCUCUGUGAAAGUAACGAAGGCAAUCCGUGUGGGAAAACCUUCAGCCGGGUUCCAAAUCUUACCGUGCAGAAAAGAAAUCCUCCAGAAGUAAAUCCUUUUGAAUGCUCUGACUGUGAAAAAGCCAUCAUGGAUCCCUCAUCACAUAACCACCAUACCUGUCAGUUUAUUACAUCUAGAGAAGCCUGUGGUGGUACCACUCCUAUGAGACCUCUUAGUGGCAAGAAACCCCAUAAGUGUGAGGUAUGUGGAAAGGAUUUCAUUUGUAUCUCAACUCUUAAGAAUCCUGUGACAACACUCACUAGUGACAAUCAGUAUAAAUGUAAUGAGUAUGGGAAAGAUUUCUGUAGUUUCUCGUCCUUUUGGACACAUGUGAGAGGUCACAAGGGUGAAUGUAAAGAAAGUUCUUCUAGUGACCCUUUAUCCCUCCUUUUCUCUAACAGAGAUAAGCCCUAUGAAUGUAGGGAAUUUAGGAAAGCCUUUAGUUUUUCCUCAGCCCUCACUGCACAUUUAGGAACUCACAGUGAAGAGAGGCCUUACGAAUGUAAUGAAUGUGGGAAAGCCUUUAGAUGGCCCUCAUACCUCACUAAGCAUAUGCGAACUCACAGUGGAGAGAGGCCUUAUGAAUGUCAGGAAUGUGGGAAAGGCUUUAGUCAGUCAGGACACCUCACUACCCAUAUAAGAACUCACACUGGGCAGAGGCCUUAUGAAUGUAAGGAAUGUGGGAAAGCCUUUAGUCGGGUCUCAACCCUCACUACACAUAUAACAACUCACAGUGGAGAGAAGCCUUAUGAAUGUAAGCAAUGUGGGAAAGCUUUUAGGCAGUUCUCAGGCCUCAUAUCACAUAGAAGGAUUCAUACUGGAGAAAGGCCAUAUCAAUGUAAGGAAUGUGGGAAAGCCUUUAGGUAUUCUUCAGCCAUCGCUUUGCAUAGGAGAAUUCAUAGCGCUGUCAGGCCUUAUGAAUGUAAGGAAUGUGGGAAAUCAUUUAAGUAUUCUUCUACCUUCACUUCACAUAUAAGAAUUCACAGUGGAGAGAGGCCUUAUGAAUGUAAGGAAUGUGGGAAAGUCUUUAGGCAAUCCUCAAACCUCACUGUACAUAGAAGGAUUCACAGUGGAGAAAGGCCUUACGAAUGUAAGGAAUGUGGAAAAGCCUUUAAUUGUUCCUCACAUCUCAGUAAUCAUAGAAGAACUCACAGUGGAGACAAGGCAUAUAAACGUACACAAUGUGGGAAAGCCUUUAGUCAGGUCUCAUUCCUCACUAAGCAUGUAAGAACUCACAGUGGAGAGAAGCCUUAUGAAUGUAAACAAUGUGGGAAAGCCUUUAGCCAGUCCUCAGACCUCGUGACACAUAGAAGAGUUCAUACUGGAGAGAGGCCAUAUCAAUGUAAGGAAUGUGGGAAGGCCUUCGUGAUUUCUCGUCCUUCAGAAGACAUAUAAAAACUCAUCGUGGAGGACUUAGGAAUGUCAGGAGUGUGAGAAAGCCUUUCCUUGUUCAUCACACCUCAUAUCACAUAUAAGAUCUCACUGUGGAGAGACUACUCUGUCAAAAGGGGGGUGUUUCAUUCUUAAUUCUGUAAUU
Messenger RNA from Loxodonta africana (African savanna elephant), 1615 nucleotides. RefSeq names its product zinc finger protein OZF-like. The coding region runs from base 1 to 1473 and encodes 490 amino acids. Gene Ontology annotation, biological process: regulation of transcription by RNA polymerase II. The transcript has a single exon. NCBI's taxonomy places the organism in Eukaryota, Metazoa, Chordata, Mammalia, Proboscidea, Elephantidae. The record is from RefSeq and is a predicted model, not a curated record. Gene Ontology annotation, molecular function: RNA polymerase II transcription regulatory region sequence-specific DNA binding; DNA-binding transcription factor activity, RNA polymerase II-specific. Gene Ontology annotation, cellular component: nucleus.